Molecule: messenger RNA, 2032 nt
Organism: Tigriopus californicus
Lineage: Eukaryota; Metazoa; Arthropoda; Copepoda; Harpacticoida; Harpacticidae
Product: lysosomal proton-coupled steroid conjugate and bile acid symporter SLC46A3-like
Exons: 1
Coding region: 118-1605 (495 amino acids)
Biological process (GO): transmembrane transport
Cellular component (GO): membrane
Molecular function (GO): transmembrane transporter activity
Source: RefSeq, a predicted model, not a curated record
AAAAAGCUCGGCAUGCUUUUACUAUUAGUCAAGAUAAGACAUUGCAGGAGAAGAGCACAGUAAAAGCUUGACAGUUCAAACUACAGGAAGAUAGUAAAAACACCAUUCAACCUCAAAAUGUUGGACCAAUGCCGAAGUUCGAUCACCGUUGAACCAGUUCUGUUCAUGUUCAGUUUGGCUCAAGGCCUUUACAUAAUCAUUUCUCAAAGUCUGUACGUGGCUAAAGUGUGUAAGGUGAACUUGAAUUACACCUCCGAAGUGUGUGACAAUAUUUAUCAACAUGAAGAGGAACAGAUUGAAGUCCAGAAAUAUGUUUCCACACUCCAAGCUUACAAUGGAAUUCUUCAAGCUGUUCCCGCUGUCAUUUACGCCCUCUUUGCUGGACCGUGGUCGGACUCCUAUGGGCGUAAACUUUUGAUAAUGUGGUCAUGCUUUGGGUACAUCUUCAACAACGGGGUCUUCAUCAUCAACACGAUCUGGUUCUACGAGCUCAAAGCCGAGUAUCUGUUAUUUGAGUGCCUUCAGGAUUGCACCGGCGGGUACGUGUGCUUCUUCCUGGGUUGCUACUCCUACAUUUCGGAUAUAUCGACCUCGAAAACUCGAACCAGGCGAUUGGCCUACUUGGACGGACUUUUUCCCAUCGGUUUUUUUACCGGUAUGAGUGUGAGCGGAUUCCUGAAGGAAGCCUAUGGAUUUACUGCCACCUUUGGAUUGAGUAUGGUGUUCACGGUCGCCACGAUUUUGUACACGUGGUGUGUUGUCAAGGACUCGCGAAAAAUGAGGCCGAAGGAAGUUGUGGAGGAACUGAAACGGCAAAAGGCCAUGCUGCCAGCCGAGAAAGGUCAGCACAAGAGCGCAUUGGCCAAAGUGUUCGAUGUUGAUAAUCUGAAGAAGGCGUUUCAUACCAUGUUCAAGGAAAGAGAGCACGGUGCUCGACCUUACCUCAUACUCUUGUCCGGCAUUUUCGUAAUGGAGAUCUUCAUGAUCAAUGGCAAAGGCCCCACGAUGUUCUUGUUUCUUCGGAAGGAGCUGGGUUACAGUGAGAAGGACUUUGGGCUCUACAUUGCCGUGUUCGGUUUUGUGGGUCUGUUUACCCAAUAUGUGGCUGUUCCGUUUUUCACGGAAGACUGCAAAUUUCACGAUACGACUCUGGCUAUCUUGGCAGUCAUUGGUUGUGCUAUCCAACAAAUCAUCGUGGCCUUUUCGACUCGAGAAAAGGAUUGGAUGCUCUUUGUGGCAGGGAUGAUUGCAUUUCUGGGACCUGCCAUCACUACUUCAUGCCGCUCUUUGGUUACAAAAUGUGUCGGGCCUUUCGAAGUUGGUGCGGUGUUCUCGGUGAUGGCCGCUUUCCAAGCCGCUGUUCCCCUUGCAGCCAGUCCAUUCUACGGAUUCAUUUACAAAGCCACCAUAACAACCUUUCCAGGCACAUUUUUGUUCGUGACAGCGGGUCUGUACGUCAUCGUGGGAAUCAUGCUCGUGGUGGCCAAUGUGGGUUUGAAGAAGGUUCAGCGAAGCAUUUUAUUUGCCGAAAAGACCAGAACCGUCCUCUUGGAUGAAAAAAUCCCCAUGGCCGUGGAGGGACAGACGCUUCAAUAUGAGACCUAGAUUGGUUUGGUUAGCUACUUAUGUUUAUUUAUUUGAAGUAUGCCCCGGGGACUGAAUCAUUCAUAAAUUGAUUUACGUAAUAUAGCAACUAAAAUGCAACAAUCUUCGGUUGCCAAGAUUUGUAGGUUGGUCAACCUGGCUCUGGAUUGCAAGUGAAUAAUAAUUGACAUAGAUAAAAUACAUUGACGUAUGUCAUCUUAAACAUCAGUAUUCAGGUAUGGUUUCUUUGACUUGGUGCCUGUGACUGCAGCAAUACUUGGGUUGGUGUUGGCAGAUGGUUGUCGUGGCUCUGGAGAUUUUGCGAUUCCGUUGCCAUCCUCAGAUUCGGCAGUUGUGUUGGCUGAACUCGUGGAAUGUACCUGAGGCUGAUUGUUCGCGGUUGGCAGUAGAGAUUUCUUUUCGGCCUCCUCGUCCUCGUCCUCAUCUU